AUGGGCGAUGAUCUAUUCAAAACGCCACCAGCGAGUUCAUCAGUUCGUGAGAAAAUUCAACAAUUUAAUAAGCUUGGAAAGAUAAACAAUGGUUUCAUAUCCUUUCCAAAUCGGCCACGUUCAUCAGUAAGUUCAACUAGUAAAUCAACAGUGACUGGAUGUAUGACAAAUUCCAAAGAAAUCGAUGAUCAACAUGUUCGGUCCAACCAUGCAUCGCCAAGCGCAGUAGAUUUUCCAUCUGAUGCACAUCAGAAGAGAUCACCAACUGCAUCAGAAUGUGACGUAGAUAUUUCAUCGGAAGAAUCCAUACCAAGUGUAGUCUAUACUGCAUCAGUUCAGAUGCACAAGGUGAAGCCAUUUUCGACAGAGAGCAUUAAUUUGGAAAUUGCUGAUAAUGUUGAAAAUCUUGAAAGUACCCAUUGUUCAGUCGUGUCUAACAAUGAACAUGAACAAAAUGAUCUACAACGUAAAUCAGAAGAUUUCAGUUCAAUCAAUUCGCUACCACCUCUACCUCCACCUUUACCUAUGAUUCCUACAGUGGUAUCUCUUCAUCAAGAAUCCAAACGAACACUUCCAGUUUCAAAUUUUCUGUUGGAAUUGGGCGCACUAUGUGUGAUUUUUAUUGUAUCGAUGAUCCUGGUCUUAGCAUUGCGUGAUAGUGAAGUGAAUCUUCGCAUGACAAUGGAGAUUGUUUUAACAGGUAUUUAUCUCGUUUCCAUCAUCUGGAUGAUUUGGUGUACAUUUGACAUUAUCAAAUUUCGUCGACAAUGGGUACAGAUGACAGCAAUGGUAUGCGAUCAAGAAGAAUACAUGGACAUUGUCGAACGUUCCUCGCGUCAUAUAUCGUAUUUUCCUGAUAUUCAUAAUACUGGUGGUUUAUUUAUGAGAAUCGGAGCAGGAUUACUGUGUAUGGGUGGUCUCUUGUUAACUGUGAUUGAAUUGGCCAGAACUAUUGAAACAAUACGUGUGGGGAAUGCACAUCAUAAAGAGAGUUUGAACACCUAUUCUCGAUCACCAUUUAUUGCUAAAGCAAUCACAUUUACAUUCCGUUUUCUCUUCCAUUCAGUUCAAUUUACAUUCUUAUUUCGAUAUGGAAAUAUAAUCAUCGAUCGAUAUCAUUUUAUUGCCAGAGUUGGUCUUAUUCAUAUAAUUAUGGCUAAUUUCUGUACUUGGUUCGAAGCUAUUGUUAUUGAAACAUUAGAACAAAUACAUAAACAUGUGGAUACAAAAUUAACCACUGCUUCAGUGCGCCUCGAAUUAAUUGAGAGAAUAACAUCAGAAUCAGUUAAUAUUACUGCUCUCAAUGGCAGUUCGCUGACUGAUUAUGCUGCUGAAUCUACUUUGAGUAAUGGUACAACGUCACUGUUGCAUUAUAUCGAACAAAUGGAAUCAACCAUGGGAACUUAUUUAUAUCCGUGUUUAAUUGAAUACAGUCUUAUUUGUGUAACUGUAUUCUACAUUAUGUGGCGAAAUGUUGGUAAAACAGAAAAUCAACCAUUCCUUCAUUUCGCUGAUCGACAUACAUUUACUGUAAAUUGCUCUCGCGUAUCUCACGGUUUACUUACUGGUGGUUUUAUUCUUCUAUUAACCAUCUUUACCUUAAUACCUGCAUAUUUACUUGAGUUAUCAACAGCAAUUCUUAUCUCACAUCUGACUGGACUUAUUCUAUUGAUAAUUUCAUUAUCAAUUGUUUGUGUAUCAUUCUUCUACACAACAAAGUUGUAUUAUGACCGACAAGCGCAUGUUGACACAUUCGAUCAAAUAUUAAUUUUGAUUACAACCGUCGGCGAUUUUGCUUACUCAUUCUUUUGUCUAUUCGCCGCGAUCUUUGUUGAAAACUCAACAAGUGAAAAUCUACAAGAGAUUGGAAUAGCCACUAGUUUAUUAUCCAUACUUCAAACUUUCCUUCAGUCCGCGUUCAUCCUGGACACCUUAAAGCGACGUACAAUAACAAGAAGCGAAAUUCGGCGAAAACCCGGCCGAGAAUUAAUAACCGCUCUCCUCCUAAUCAAUCUUGCCAUUUGGAUGCAUGAUUCGUUAUCCGCGAAAAAAGUGAAAACAAAUCCAUUACAAACUGAGUACUAUGACGAAACAACCUGGUCAAUUAUUCAAGCAUUUACGUCGCCAUUAGCGAUAUUUUAUCGAUUUCAUUCCAGUGUAUGUCUUGCUGAUAUAUGGCACGAAGUUUAUCACGAUCAACACCAUUCGCAAGAUAAAAUUCGAUCUAAUCGACACUAA
This is a messenger RNA of Adineta ricciae, 2238 nucleotides long. The record is from the annotation of a GenBank genome assembly. Lineage: Eukaryota; Metazoa; Rotifera; Eurotatoria; Adinetida; Adinetidae.